Messenger RNA from Anisakis simplex (herring worm), 2058 nucleotides. NCBI's taxonomy places the organism in Eukaryota, Metazoa, Nematoda, Chromadorea, Rhabditida, Anisakidae. The record is from the annotation of a GenBank genome assembly.
GGAGCUGGCUUCGGAGGUUCUCGAGGAGCAAACUCACAAAUGAAUAAUGACUUCAAUGAUCAAGAAGGCUAUGCAAGGCCAAGACUUCAAGGAAGAGAUCCAAUUCUGCAGGUUUCAACGACCGAGAUAACCGCUUUCAAAAUCAGAAUGACGAUUCACCGAAUAGGAGGGAUGAUAAUAAUUAUGGUGAAACUGGAGGGAGGGAAGGGUGGUACGGUGAUGAGAGAAAUGGAGAAGGAGGGUUUGCCAGAGGAGGAGGGCGAGGAUUCGUCACUGCAGGUGGAGGGAGAGCCGGGUUCCGUGGGGGGACUGGCCGAGGUGGAUUCGAUAGUGGAGCGCGACAAGGGUUCAGUGGUGAUAAUCAUGCAGUCAGGGGAGGGUUCGGUGCUGGUCGAGCGGGUUUCGGACGGGGAGAUGGAGGGGGGAGAGCGAGCUUCGGUGAUGGCGAUCAGCAAAAUAAAGGUUGGCUCGUUAAUGAUGAUCAGGAAGCGGAGUUUGAUAAUGAUCGUGGAGGUGGGAAAGGGAGGUUCGCUGAUGACAACGGAGGAAACAGGAAAGAGUUCGCUUUUGGUGAUCGGAGAAGCACAGGGGAGCGUGAAGAAAGAAGAGACGGGUUUGGAAGAGGGGGGUAUGGUGAUGACGGGCGGGGAGACAGGGGAGGUGGAAAUAGGGGCGGAAGAGGCGGGUAUGGUGACGACGGGCGGGGAGACAGGGGAGGUGGAAAUAGGGGCGGAAGAGGGGGGUAUGGUGACGACAGGCAGAGGUGGGUUCGGUGAUCCCCAUGGUAAUUUUGGGGAAGGUAGAGGUGGGUACGAUCGUGAACGUGGGGGAGUUAGCAGAGGAUUCAAUGAUUCAAAUGAUGAUGAUUAUUAUGGUGGUGGUCGGGGUGCUGGUGCAUAUCGCAAUGAUAGAUCAUCGCAAAAAGAUAAUUGGGAUACAAAAGCAGUCAAAAACUCCGAUCCGAAUAGCUAUGGAGCGAAUAGAAAUAAUUACGAAUACGGUCCUAUGAAUGAGGAUCGAAGAGAUGACAGAAGGCGAUCGAAUUUCGACGCCUCUGAUAGUGUAGUUCAUGAACCCAGACCAGAUGAACAAAGGAGAAGAUUCGGAUCACCGAACACCAGAAAUGACAAUGGUCCCGUGGAACACGGAGGGUUCGGCCGUGGUUCUGGAUUCGGAGCUCGAAAUGAAGGUUUCGGAGAGUUUUCGAAUAUGGCGAACAGAGACAGUCGCACUGGAUUCGGCGAUUCAAAUCAAUCACCCUAUCGUGAACCUUCAAAUUUUUCUCAAGCCAGUCGAGGCUUCUCCGGAGAUGAUGGUGCCACAUUCGGCCGUUCUGAUUAUCGUCGCAGAGAUGAAAAUCGUUUUCGUCGCAAUAGCUUCUCCAACGACCGAGCUCCAGGUGCAGGGUAUUAUCAAGAAAGACGAGGUGGACGUUCCCGGUAUUUUCCAGAGGAUAGAGCUGCAGAAGAAAUGUUAGAAGAAGAUGAAGCAAAUGCAAAAUAUUCGGUUGAUGACAUUGAUUUGGAGGUCACACUUAGUGGAAAAAUUCCGGAUCAGUAUCGCAAGUUUAUGGAUUGGGAAGAGGAGAUUGCAAGAGUGAACGGUGGCAGAAUAAUUAUGGCUGAUGCACUCAUCAAAAAUAUUCAGAAACAUUGCUAUAAAAAACCACGAGCGAUUCAAGCGGCUGUUAUUCCGCUGGUAUGGCUUGGCUGUGACGUAUUGGGUCAUGCAGAGACGGGAAGUGGAAAGUCGUUGGCGUUCAUAUUACCGAUCAUUGAUAUGAUCAUGCAAAAAGAACUGCAUAAAAGUGCCAAAGCAAGUUCUCCAAUAGCGUUAAUUGUUGCACCAACACGUGAACUGAUCAACCAACUUUACAACCAAACGAGAAAAAUGGCUGAUGGAACAGGUGUUCAAGUGGCGCAGUGUUAUGGACAAAUCGAUUUCAGUAGAAAUGUUGAUCAGAUACGAAAUGGAUGUCAUAUCUUACUUGCAACAAUGGGAAGGCUUCUGCACUUAGUUAACCGUGACUAUGUUAGUAGACUACGUCCUCAGUUCUGA